AUGUCUAAUCCCACCACUGUCGAAGAUAUCUUGCUUAGGGUAAAUCUCAAGUGCACGAAGCGCCAUGCGACAUUCUUUCCCUCAAAGCUCGAUCUUGCUGCUGAUUUCCGGCGCCAAGCCAUGGAGGAGGAGGACGACCUAAGCACUUGGGAGUUUCAUGCCCCGGUCGAACCUUUCAUCAAACGGAGACCGAGGAUCACAGCCAACGCCGUAAUCUCCCCUGCACAAAACCUCGUGCGCAACUACCGAGUUGCUUCUUCCAUGUCUGAAGCGCAGCAGAUUGCUCAUCGCUAUCGAACUGGCGUAAAAAUCGAUCUCGAUGUCCAAUCAACUUCAUCCGCAUCUACCUCUCGAAGUUCGUCCGCCGAGCCUCCAACCCUUGUAGGAUCCGAAAGAGAAUCCUGGAUCAGCUCUGGUGUCGAUGCAACCACGUUGGAGACGAAUCAUCAGUGGGGAAGUCCAGUUGAGGAGCCCAAGCUCAGGCACAGCGACUCUCGCGCAGAUGCUCUCGCACGUGCUCGUGUGGAAGCUCUUCAGGAGAUUAAGUUCGCCUCUGCGUCGGGCGCUCUCGUAUGCCCUCGCCAAGACUGCCGGGCAACUUUACUCAACGUUAAUGCUCUCAGCUUCCACCUUUCUCUCCAUGAUAUCGGAAAUACCAAGCCUUACCAUUGCGCAAGCUGCGAUCAGGGUUUUGAUAAACGUCAGGCUCUUAAUACACAUGCAUGCCCUUCACGAUCUCGUUCCGCUCCUUCCAGUCCCAUCUUUACUACCUUCCAACAUGUCCUGACUAGAAUCACUUCCCGUGAUUGA
Molecule: messenger RNA, 810 nt
Organism: Lentinula edodes (shiitake mushroom)
Lineage: Eukaryota; Fungi; Basidiomycota; Agaricomycetes; Agaricales; Omphalotaceae
Exons: 4
Coding region: 1-810 (269 amino acids)
Source: RefSeq, a predicted model, not a curated record